This is a messenger RNA of Phytophthora sojae, 711 nucleotides long. RefSeq lists its product as hypothetical. Bases 1 to 621 code for a protein of 206 amino acids. NCBI's taxonomy places the organism in Eukaryota, Oomycota, Peronosporomycetes, Peronosporales, Peronosporaceae. The record is from RefSeq and is a predicted model, not a curated record. Gene Ontology annotation, molecular function: S-adenosylmethionine-dependent methyltransferase activity. The transcript has 2 exons.
AUGGCGCAGUACGGCAAGGCGAGCUACUGGGACGAGCGCUACACCAAAGACUCGGAGCAGUUCGACUGGUACCAGCGCUACGGCGGGCUCAAGGAGCUGCUGAACCAGUAUGUCAAGAAGACGGACGCCAUCCUCAUGGCGGGCGCCGGCAACUCGCGCCUGUCGGAGGAGAUGGUGAACGACGGCUACCAGAAGCUCAUGAACGUGGACGUGUCCGAGAUCGUGGUCAAGCAGAUGGCCGCCAAGUACGAGGACCGCGUGGAGCAGCUGCAGUGGCAGAAGAUGAACAUGUGCUCGCUCGACUUCGCCGACGAGACGUACGACGCCGUGGUGGACAAGGGCACGAUGGACUCGGUGCUCUGCGGCGAGGGCUCGACCGCCAACGUGGCCAAGAUGUGCCAGGAGAUCCACCGCGUGCUCAAGCCGAACGGCGUCUACUUCAUCGUGUCGUACGGCGUGCCCGACAACCGGCUCAGCUACCUCGAGAACAAGGAGCUGCAGUGGAAGGUCACGGUGCACACGGUGCCUAAGCCCACGGUGAGCGCCGUGCAGGUCUCGGAGGCCGACGCCAACGCCGCGCACUACAUCUACGUGUGCCAGAAGGGCGUCAAGACGGAGUAACGUUAAGGGUGCGGCGGACGGUUGGGUUGGUUGGAGCAAGGCUUUCCAUAAUAUAUCGACACUCUCACGAGCGACAGCGAGAGACGAGUU